Molecule: messenger RNA, 2900 nt
Organism: Xyrichtys novacula (pearly razorfish)
Lineage: Eukaryota; Metazoa; Chordata; Actinopteri; Labriformes; Labridae
Source: the annotation of a GenBank genome assembly
GAUUGCAUCAUCAACAGUCGACGUGAGAGGGCGAGCGCUGAAAGGUCCCCUACAGCAGGCAGCAAAACAAGAGGAGGGAAAACUACAGGGGGAUAUAAAGUUAAGGAAAAUAAAUAAACACUGAAAUUAAAACUUAUAACUCUGCAACAGUUCGGCUCUGUGUGUCUGACAGCUUUACAGCUUUACCAUGUUUAUCUCUUCUGAGAACUCGCCGCCUUCCUUCAAAGAUUUCACCCUCGUCAUGGUGAGUGGAUGAAUCAAUGCUUUCACUUUGAGGCUCAUUCCACCACAGAGACUCUGAUUGAGCUGCUUAGAUCAACUACAUCAACAUUUAUGUGGUUCUCCACCUUUGUUAUUAGACACAUGCUCAACAUGACAACAGUUGGUGAUUUCUGCUCAUUUUUAAGUUAUUAAUGAUACGUGAACUGAAUGAAUAGAAAUGAGAUUUAAAGGGAUAUUCCGGCGUGAAAUUAAGUUAGGGUCAAACACACUGUAACACCGAGUUAUAUACCGAGAUGCAUGUUGCCGACCGCUUGCUUCUCUAGUUAUACCAAAUUUAGUAACGACCGCACGGGGUAAAGGGGUGGCGCAGCUCAAGGAAGAACAUUUAUGAUAAUUUUUUCAUGGAAAUGCAAUCAGACCGAGACGCUAAGACAGAAGAACUACCGCGUCUGCAGUGCAAAAUGAUAAAUAUGGUGAUUAUUACUUCAAGGAAAUGAUUAAGAAAUGAUCAAAAAUGUUCUUUCUUGAGCUGCGAAACUCCGUUGGUGAUGGACACGUCCGAGGUCUCUGUACAAAAAAGCGGCUGCUGGAAGAGAGUAGGUGAGUUGUGUUUAGUCUAUUUGCUAAAGAAAUCAGGCAAAGCUAAAAAGAUCACACCAUCAAAUAACAUUAAAUUCCUAUCACCCACAGCAGAAGUAUCAUCCUCAGAUUGCUUGUACAGACUCCAAACACAGAUGAUGAUUCAGAGUACCGUGUUUUUCCUCACAGCCAGCAGUCGCUGUUGGUAAUGUGGGCCAGCUGGCUGUGGACCUCAUGGUGUCCACACUCAGCAUGAAAAGAGUGGGCCACAUUCACACAGACUGUCUCAUCCCCAUGGCUGGGAACAACCCGUAUGCCACCUGCAGUGAAGACAUGGAGGAGUUGCACACGCCUGCAGAAGGUGACAGAAUAAAUGCUCUCUUUGGGUCUUUGGCUGCUUUAGAGACAUAAAUGUGAGGCAUGUCCUCUAAUAGAGAAAAGCCCUUUUGAGGUCCUGUGAAAAGUUGGUAUGUUUUAUGUUAGAGCCAACUUGUUAACUUAGAAUAAUAAAGGUAUUUACAUUUAAUUAUUUACCAGACUUAGAUACUCCGCCGUGCAUCUACAGUGUUCUUGUUUUCUUUUUUCUUUACUGUAUUUCUCAUUUAAUUUGCCAACUUUUUCUCAUCAACAGUGUACACAGCAGCAGAUCUCAAGUUAGCGGUUCUUCAAAUCAGGGCGCCAAUUGUUCAGGUACUCCAUUCCAUCAUAAUCAACUACACAAUCCAGAAUUAUUAGAUGGCUUUAGACACUCUCUUUGUUCAUCGACCUGUUUUUUUGACAACUUUUUUUUUUUACUCCAGACAAAAUCUAAAAAGUUCAGGGAGCUGGUUGUGUCUUGGAUCAAAUCCAGUGGUUUCUCCAGAGCUGUUGUUCUGUCGAGUUGCCACGCCUACCAGAGGGAUGACCAACAGCUAAAAGGGUACCUUACUUACUAUAACAAGUGCAGUCUUUCCUCUUCGCUGUUCACGGUCAUAUUAUCUUACAAACAUGCCUGUGUUAGCACUCCAUUAAGGUACCUGGUCACUCCGUCUCUACUAAAGCUGAGUGCAGAUGCGUUCAAAGAGCUUGAAUGGAGGGAGAUGGAGCGAGUGGCGGCCUUUCCGGGACUGGUGGACGCCAGCGCAGAGCCACGCUUGUACAUACCCGGGGGAGGAAUAACCAAAGGACUCUACACAGACAGGUAUAGAGAAAAGAGACGGGUGUAUCAGCAUGCAGGCAACUUCUAAAGUACACAAUAAGACAAAUCAGCUCAUAAAUGUUAGUUCAGAAGCUUGACCAUGUGGAUGUUGUUCUCAGCUGUGCAGAGGAUCUCCCUCUGGCUGUGCUGCUGCUCUUCUGUUCAGAGGGCGACAACAUCCCAGACGCCUUCACACUCGUCAACCACCUGAACGACUGGCUCCAUCUGCUGGAUAACCCUGUGAGUGACACACUUAGAGAAGCCUGUCGAACUGCUGUUUCGUCACAGAGCCGCUUUGCCCUUAAGAUUUUUACAGUAAAAGCAAAAACUGGAAACAAAAAAUUAGAUUUGGAUUAAAUUUUAUAACUCGUGACUCAGGGCUAAAUUUUUCCUCACGAUUAUGUCUUUUUCUGAUUUCCGUUUCAGAGCAAAGAGCCAAAUAAAUGGAAGAUCCCAACUUCGUGGAGUCUCCUGUUUGGCAGCGGCAUCCCCCCGGCACUUUUCUGAUACACGCAUCAUGGUAUUUAGUUUUUGCUAUGUUUAGCUCGGCUUCUGGGAAAUGCCGUGAGCUCCAAAAAUCUCACAGAUGGUUUCUUUGACAUGUGAGUGAUUCAGCCGUGACACCUUUUGUAUUUGACAGAGAUUUGUGAAACAUUCACAAGUGUGAAUCUGAUUAGUGAAAGGAUGAUUGCUUUGUGUGCCUGAAGGACAAGGACAAUGUGCUGUAAACAAUAUAAUGUGUUGAAUUUGGACAUAAAACACAGACCUGAUAGACCCUUAAAGACAUUUAUCUCAGUAAUCCUUAUAUGUCCCAUUAUAUGCAGAAAUAUCAAACAUGCACUUCAGGAGUACUUUUGUAAACAAAGGUAUAUAUUGUUGUUUUUUUUUAACAAAUAAAUAAUUGUUAAAAAAAAAAAAAAAA